CAUGGCGAAUGAGAAGUACAGCAGCGAAGGCCCUUCUCAAGAAGGAGGUAACUGUAGCUCACCUUUGGUCUCCAAGGCAUCAGUCGCUCACCUUGGUAAGUUGUUUCGCCUCCAGCAGGACCGGAAGAGAAGGGAAGCAGUGUGAAAACUAAGACUGUCUCUUCCAGCAAGGCAUCAGGAGACAGUCUGCGAAAGCGGCCUGCUCGUGAGCUCGACCCAGAAGAUGAGUCCAAAAGCACAUCAGCUCCACCGAAAAUGUUCAAGCCGGGGUUUAGCUUGACAGCAAAGAAACCUAUGGCCAUCUCUAUCAAGCUGGGAGCAAAUAAACCUAAAGAGCCUCCACCUGCCGUACCUCCCAAGAAAUCUGGACUUGCAUCUGUUUUUAAUGAGGACGAUGAUAGCGAGCCUGAAGAAAUGCCACCUGAGGCAAAGAUGAGGAUGAAGAAUAUUGGCAGAGAAACGCCCACAUCAGCUGGCCCCAAUUCCUUCAACAAAGGAAAGCAGGGAUUCUCAGACCAUCAAAAACUGUGGGAGAGGAAGCUUAAAUCCCACACAGAUCAGUAGUGUCUGCUUGCUUUUUUGGCUUUGUUUUUUUUUGUGUGUGUCUUUGUUUGAUGAACAUUGUACAGAUGUAUAUAUGUAAUGAAUGUUUACGCUAAAACCAUCUUUUUAUCCAUGCUAUGGUUCAAAAAAUGCCUACCUGUGUAGCGUGCAAACAUAGAAAAUUAGCAUAAUCUUUAUCACUGUACAAUAUGGCAUGUGCCACACCAGCCUGUUAUCAUUUACAGCUUAGUUGUUAUCCAGAAAAGGAAUGUGGUGGUGCAGUAAUUUAGAAUUGUUUAAGAUUCAUUCAUGACAAGGAAAAAAAAGUCUAUGAAGUAACUAAUAAAUAAGAUGUGGCAUCCCUUUUAAGAAUGUUUUCCCUCACUCGUCUAGUUGGUGUGUUUGUCAGGUUCUGAAAGCAGAAUUAAAUUAUUUCGUUUUCAAAUUUAAUUUGCUCACCUUUAUGUAAUUUCAAACCUGUAUGCAUUUUGUGGAAAACAUUUAUGCAUUUUUGUUUUGUUUUGUUACUGUGUUAAAUUAAAGGAAAACAGAAACAAUGUGAA
Molecule: messenger RNA, 1106 nt
Organism: Danio aesculapii
Lineage: Eukaryota; Metazoa; Chordata; Actinopteri; Cypriniformes; Danionidae
Gene: pcnp
Product: PEST proteolytic signal containing nuclear protein
Exons: 5
Coding region: 256-564 (102 amino acids)
Biological process (GO): proteasome-mediated ubiquitin-dependent protein catabolic process; protein ubiquitination
Cellular component (GO): nucleus
Source: RefSeq, a predicted model, not a curated record